AUGGAGGUCCUGGUCUUGGUUGACUUUGAGGGCCAGCUGAGCGAUGAGUUGAAGAUCAAGGCCGGCGACGUCCUCUGCAAGGUGCAUCCAGGCCCCGAAGAGGGGUGGCUCCAGGGCGAAUUGGAGGGCAGGACGGGGCUCUUCCCUCAGCAGUUUGUGCAGGAAAUCCCAGCAAGUCUCCGAGCAGAUGGCUCCCAGCGGUGUCCCCGAUCCGUUCGUACUGCCCAUGCUGUGAAAAAGCAGCCCCCGCUGAAGCAUCGCUGGUGCCAAGUCACCUUCCCCUACUCCCCUGCCAAGGAGGAUGAGCUGGCAUUGAGCCCCGGAGAGAUGGUGCAGAUCUUGGAGGAGAUUGAGGAUGGCUGGUGGCUGGGCAAGAAGAGCGGGAAGCUGGGAGCCUUCCCUUCCAACUUUGUGCAAGAGCUGGGCAGCCUUCCUCCAGAGCCGAUUUUCCCUGAGCCCAAAUCGGGGGCUGCAAAACAUCGCCCCCAAAUUACAGAUGAGACGUUUCUGCUGAAUGAAUCUGAAGGUGGGAAGUCGGAGAUGGUGACGGAGAAGUCCGUUCCUCCACUCCCCAAGGCCCAGACGCCUCAAGCCUCUGCAUCUGACUCACCUCAGUAUUGCCGAGUCAUGUUUGAUUAUGAGCCAGAGCAUGAAGAUGAACUGCCACUCAGGAAGGGCGACUUGGUUCUUUUGCUGAGCAAGGACACCAUGGAUGUGGGUUGGUGGGAAGGGCAGACCCAUGGCAAGAGGGGCUUCUUCCCCGACAACUUUGUCAUUCCUUUGACCCAAGUGCCGCCAGAGAUCAAAUCCCAAGUGCCAACCAGGGGCAAAGACUCUGCCACCAAGUCAGCAAAGAAGUUCUUCCAAGGCAACAAAAUGGACUUAAGACACCUCGGAGGCCACAAAGAUGCAAAGGAACAGAAGAAAACAGACACCCCCAGGCUGAAUCCUCUUGCCAAGAAAGCGGCUCCCCCUCCUCCUGCCUCUGCAAAGGCCAAGCCGGCCCCCGUCGUGCCCCACAGAUCCUCAGGCGUUCCCGUUUCCUGCAUGGCAACCCCCGGGGGAAAAGGCAAGCCUAAUGAGGCAGAAGCACCUCCUCUCGAUGCCCUCCUUGUUCCCAGUGCCAAGCUGAGCCACCCGACGGCCGACCGCCCCAAAAUGCCUGGGAAGAGGCCUCCCAGCCAGCCGACGGCAGGCUCAAUGGUGAAGGAGUCGUCUGUAUCCAUCAGGGAGGAGUCUCCGGCCCCAGCCGGUGAAAUGCCUCAAAUGGAGGAACACCCAGCAUCCCUGGAGGACCUCAAGAUGGAGAUUGGCUCGUUGAAGGCCCUCAUGGAGCUGUUGCGUGCUCAACAUCGGAGAGACAUGGAGGAGCUGAAGGAGCAACUGGGUCAGGAGCAGUCUAAGAGGGCAGCCCUAGAGGCCGAGAUUGGGCAGCUGAAGAACACCCUCGCCCAUGACUGUAGGACCGUGACCUCCAGCGAUGGAGCUCCAGACCUUGGUGCCGCCUCACUGGCACAGAACUCAUGGCCGCCUUCUGUCUGCCCCAAGGAGUGUUGA
Euleptes europaea (tarantolino) is the source of this 1557-nucleotide messenger RNA. RefSeq names its product SH3 domain containing 21 (gene MNMIP1). Gene Ontology annotation, molecular function: protein binding. The record is from RefSeq and is a predicted model, not a curated record. Lineage: Eukaryota; Metazoa; Chordata; Lepidosauria; Squamata; Sphaerodactylidae. Bases 1 to 1557 code for a protein of 518 amino acids. The transcript has 17 exons.